AUGGGUGAGGUUCUGGAAAAGACUGUAAAGCAACCCAGUGAUGCCAAUGCAUACCGACGCCUGCGCACGUUUUCAGCCAUAGUUCCUACCCCCCCAGGAGAGGAGAAUAUGGAAACCUGGAUUGAACAAGCAAGGCUUAUGAUAACGGAGUGUGAGUGCUCUGAAAAGAAAAAACGACGACACUUAAUUGUAGAAAGCCUGAAGGGACCUGCUCUGGAGAUCAUAAGAGCUGUCCGGUUUUCAGAUCCUGAGGCGAGUGCCCUGCAGUACUUGGAAGCAUUAGAGAGCACAUUCGGCACCUCCGAGUCUGGUGAGGACUUGUAUUUCAAGUUUCGUCUCAUGCGUCAGAACACUGGAGAGACCCUCUCUGAAUUCCUGCGAAGGAUAGAAAAGAUGCUCAACAAAGUUGUAGAACGUGAUGGAUUAACUCCAGGACUAGUGGAUAAAGCACGAAUUGAACAGUUAGUUCGAGGGGCCGUGAAUUCCGACAUGAUGUUGCUCCAGCUACGGCUAAGAGAAAGAAAAAAUCACCCACCUUCUUUUCUUAGUCUACUGAAGGAGAUACGGGAGGCAGAGGAGAGUGAGGCAUCUCGCCACAGGAUGUCUGUUAAAGCCAAAGCUAUACAUUUUCAUGAAGAAGAGAGAACCAGCACCUCUGUCAUCCAAGAACUCAAGGCUGAGAUUCAAGAGUUAAGAACACAAAUAUGUGGAGGUGAGUCCAAAACAGUGUCUACUUCAUCCCUUGUAAUUAAACCAAAAGAAAAACAGAUAAAGAAUGAAACAACUGACAAUGCUGAAGUCCAAGAGUUAAGAAAACAGAUCGAAAAUUUGCAGCAGCAGUUGACCAUUAUGAGUGUUAGCUCUACUCACCUCUCACAUCAAGUUCCCGAGAGGCAGCCAAAACCUUCCACUUCGUACAUGUCCCUGAAAGGCAAAGUAACAAGAACAAGAGAUGAUUAUUUCUGCUACAGAUCAAAGAGUGAGAAGUAUGAGACUAGCGACAACAGCAGAAAAGCCCAGAACCAAGCCUGUUUCUCCAAAAAGAGUCAGACAGACAUCAGUGAGUCCAGCAGUCUUCCCAAAGGCCUAGUUGGACCGGCAUCUACUGUGGAAGUGAAGCUUAAUGGACAUGUAUGUCAAGCCCUGUUAGAUACCGGAUCACAGGUGACGAUCGUGUUUGACAGCUGGUUUUCCAGGAAUCUCGCUGAUGUGCCCAUUCACCCCCUGACUGGAUUGUCAAUAUGGGGCCUCAGCUCAUCCAAUUACCCAUACAAGGGGUAUAUAGUUGUCGAUGUCACUUUCCCUGUUUCUGUAACUGGAGUGGAAGAGUCACUGUCCAUUCUGGCCCUCGUAUGCCCUGAUCCUCAAGGUCCUCCCCAAGUGCCAGUUAUAAUUGGUACUAAUGCCAGUUUCUUCAAACGUCUCACAGCUUUCAGUCAUGAUACUGAAGGAUCUAGUGCUGCACAUGUUUUGAGAAUCCAAAGCAAACACCCUGCAAUCCAUCUGACUCGGAAGCAAGAGACGAAAACUCCUCUUGACAAGCCCGAAGGAAAGGUUUGUUGGACAGGACCUGGUAACUGUGUAGUUCCAUCACGGGAGAAGUAUGUGCUCUCUGUAAAAUGGUGA
This is a messenger RNA of Puntigrus tetrazona (Sumatra barb), 1626 nucleotides long. RefSeq lists its product as uncharacterized. The record is from RefSeq and is a predicted model, not a curated record. The coding region runs from base 1 to 1626 and encodes 541 amino acids. Gene Ontology annotation, biological process: proteolysis. NCBI's taxonomy places the organism in Eukaryota, Metazoa, Chordata, Actinopteri, Cypriniformes, Cyprinidae. Gene Ontology annotation, molecular function: aspartic-type endopeptidase activity. The transcript has 2 exons.